Messenger RNA from Arxiozyma heterogenica, 585 nucleotides. RefSeq names its product Chz1p (gene CHZ1). The record is from RefSeq and is a predicted model, not a curated record. The transcript has a single exon. Bases 1 to 585 code for a protein of 194 amino acids. Lineage: Eukaryota; Fungi; Ascomycota; Saccharomycetes; Saccharomycetales; Saccharomycetaceae.
AUGUCUAAAGAGGUUAAGGAUAAUAGUAAUAAUAAGAGUGUUUUAAAUAAACCCACAAAUAUCAGUAGUGGGGAUACAAUAAAUAAAGUUGAAAACAAAAAUAUAGAUGACAGUAAUCAAGAAAGCAAAAAUAACAAAAGAAAAAGAAGAAGAAGAAAUUAUGAUGAUUAUGAUGCUGAAAUAGAUAAAGAAGAACAAAAAUUUAAAAAAUUAAAGAACAACAAUAACAACAAUAACAACAGUAAUAUAUCAAUUUCUAAUACAAAAAUUGAAUCCAAUAUUAAUUUAGAUCAACUCUCUGAUUCUGAUAUAGAUGAUGAAAAAUUGGAUCAAUUAUUAGAACACGAUUUAGAUAAUGAUAUAGAGGAUGAUUUGGCUGAGAUUGACACAGCUAAUAUUAUUUCUAAUGGGAGAAGAACCCGUGGAAAAAUAAUUGACUAUAAAAAGACUGCAAAAGAAUUAGAUUCGAUUAAAACCAAAUCUGUAUUGAAGGACGCAUCCCUAUCACCAUCAUCAUCUACUAAUAAAGAAGAAGCAAAUGAAGAUGAUGACGAAGAAGAAGACGAUGCUGAUUUCAGAAUAUAA